This is a messenger RNA of Stegostoma tigrinum, 1111 nucleotides long. RefSeq names its product mitochondrial ribosomal protein L58 (gene mrpl58). Gene Ontology annotation, molecular function: translation release factor activity. Gene Ontology annotation, cellular component: mitochondrial large ribosomal subunit. The record is from RefSeq and is a predicted model, not a curated record. NCBI's taxonomy places the organism in Eukaryota, Metazoa, Chordata, Chondrichthyes, Orectolobiformes, Stegostomatidae. Gene Ontology annotation, biological process: mitochondrial translational termination.
AUGAGCCAGAUCACAUAUGCACCAAGAGACUCUCGAUCACGGCCGUGCUGUCCCAGUCUUCCCAGAAUAGUUGUUCGCACAGCCAUCAUUGAAGGUCAGUCCAUCCGUGCAUACAAACAGUUGAAGACCAGAUUUGGAAACUGUUUUGCAGCCAGAAAAGGUCAUAAUUCCCAGUCUGGCUUGCGUGAAAUUUAUCCAACCCAGACUGGUUUGGCUCAGCAGAAACACAAUCCCACCUCUUCACUAAGUGCUCGGGAAGAUCAAAUUGUCAGCCCUCAACGGUGUAGGCGCCAUGUUGAGAGGGUCGACCGUGAUCUGUGCGGGCGCCGUACUGUGAAGGUGGAGCCGGGCCGGCGUGGGCGCCAUGUUGUGAAGGUGGUGCCGGACCGGGUUGGGCGCCAUGUUGUGAAGGUCGAGCGGAGCGGGGUGGUUGCCAUGUUGGGAGCCGGGGGUCGGUUGCUGUGGUUCCGGGGCGCUGGGUUGUUGCGGCGCCAGUACCGCAGUGUUUACAGCCUGGAGGUGCUCUACCCGAACAGCAGAGCGGAUUAUAAGGGACAGGAGGGAGCACAUCAGACUACCUCCAACAAAGAUAUACCUGUCGACCGACUCUCAGUGACUUACUCUCGGAGCAGUGGCCCUGGAGGGCAGAAUGUCAACAAGGUGAACACCAAGGCAGAAGUGAGGUUCCAUGUGGCGACAGCUGACUGGCUCCCUGAGGAUGUGCGGAGUGUAAUCACUGCCAAGCACCGGAACAGAAUUAAUCGGGCCGGGCAGCUGAUUGUCACUUCGGAAAUCAGCAGGUACCAGAUGAAAAACCUUGCUGAUUGUCUGCAGAAGAUUCGGGACAUAGUGGCAUCAGCAAGUCAGAAACCCAAGCAGCCGUCCAAAGAGGAUGCUGAGAUUCGGAGAAUGAGGGUGGAGAAUAUGCAACGAGAACGGCUACGGCAGAAGAAGAUCCAAUCUACCAUCAAACGAGACCGACAAGUGGGAUUUGACUGAACAGUUAGUCAUUGAACAACAAUGUAUGUGAACCUAGUGGAAGGAGGGUCAGCUCAUUCACUAUCUCUAUCAUUUUGUACAAAACACAAAUUAAUAAAAUUUCUGCAAGUCA